AAUUCUCAGAUUGCAACAAUUGUUCAUGUUCUUUAUCCUCUUGGAAACAGUUUCCCGUAACUUACAUUACUGUCACUACUCUACAAAGAGCACUGAGUAAUGGUCUUUGUUUGCAUGAAAAUGAUGCCAAGAUGCAAACUUUUCCCCAAAUGGAUCCAUUUCCAUGCAACCAAGAAACCUAGUUAUCAAAUCCUCCAAAUGAACCAAACCCUUUCCCAAAUCAUCACCACCAACACCUCCAUGACCUCUUCUUCAUUGCAAGAUCUCAUAGAUGUGUCCAUCUCCAUGUUUGGUCCUUCCCACCUUCUUCUACUACUCACACAAUUCCAACACUUCAUUGGCACCACCCUUUGCAACACUGUUAUCAAAUCCUACACUCAUUCUGGCAAACAUCUUCAUUCAAUCCUUGUCUACACACAAAUGCCGAAAAUUGGAGUCCUACCCGACCUCUUCACGUUCCCUCCGCUUAUCAAAUCUGUUGCUCAAUUGAAUCUCAAACACCUUGGCUUGUCCAUUCAUGGCUGUACUGUAAAGUUUGGUGCUUGUCAUGAUGUAUUCACCAACACUGCUAUUGUUCAUAUGUAUGCUAUUCUUGCUUGCAUUAGUGAUGCAUGCCAAGUAUUUGAUGGAAUGCCAGAGAGGAACUCGGUUACUUGGAAUGCGAUGAUUACAGGCUUUGUGCAUAGUAGGAGAUUUAAGGAAGCACAUGAGUUAUUCAAUGAGAUGAAGAGAUCGGGUGUAGAAAUGGGAGAGGUCACAAUGGUCAACGCACUUUCAGCUUGUGCGCACUUGGGUGCUUUGAGUCAAGGAGUAUGGAUUCAUAACUAUAUUAAGCAUCAAGGUUUGAGGGUUAAUGUGUUUGUAGGUACCACAUUGAUUGAUAUGUACAUGAAGUGCGGUGUGGUGGACAAGGCUGUUGAGGUUUUCAGGACGAUGAGCUUGAAGAAUGUAUACACCUGGAAUGCGUUGAUAUCCGGGUUUGCCAUGAAUGGAAAAGGAGAAGCUGCUUUGGAAGCUUUUGACAUGAUGAUUAGAGGGGAAAUAACUAAGCCGGAUGAUGUAACUUUGUUAGGUGUUCUAUGUGCUUGUUGUCACCAAGGGCUUGUUGACAUCGGUCGCAUGCUCUUCAUCGACAUGGAGAGGAAGUUUGGUGUGCAGCGGAGAAUUGAGCACUAUGGUUGCAUGGUGGAUCUUCUUGGAAGAGCGGGUUUCCUAGAAGAGGCUCAUGAACUUAUAAAAACACUGCCAAUGAAAGCUGAUGCUGUCAUAUGGAGGACACUGCUAGCUGCUUGUAGGCUUCAUGGAGACACACAAUUGGGCAAGCUUGUGAUUGAAAACCUUCUUCAAUUGGAGCCUGAGAAUGCGGAGAACUAUGUAUUGCUUGCGAACAUGUUAGUUCGUGAGCAAAGGUGGAAUGAAGUCGGAAAGGUGAGGGCGAUGUUGAACCAGAGAAGAAUAAAAAAAGUGCCUGGAUGCAGUUCAAUUGAGAUUGACAAUGUGGUGUACGAGUUUGUGGCUGCAAGCCGAUUUGAGAAGGAAACAAUGGAUGAGAUCUAUAAGAUGUUAGAGGAAGUGGGAAUGAAGUUGAAGGUUGCUGGUUAUGUUGCAGAUACUGAGUUGGUUUCCUAUGACCUUGUGGAAGAGGAAAAGGAAGAAACUUUGAUGCACCACAGUGAGAAGCUUGCUCUGGCUUUCGGAAUGCUAAGAACUCAACAAAAUUGCACUAUAAGGAUAGUGAAGAACCUGAGAGUUUGCAAGGAUUGUCACUCUUUUUCUAAGCUUGUUUCAAAGGUUUACAAGAGAGAAAUUGUGGUUAGAGAUAGAAACCGGUUUCACCAUUUUGGAGGGGGAGUUUGUUCUUGCAGGGAUUAUUGGUGACAUUGCUAAGAAAGUUCAACCCAUGGAAAGAGAGCAUUCCAAGUGAUGGAAAGGAAGCAAACGCUU
Dioscorea cayenensis subsp. rotundata (Guinea yam) is the source of this 1944-nucleotide messenger RNA. RefSeq names its product pentatricopeptide repeat-containing protein At1g08070, chloroplastic-like. The record is from RefSeq and is a predicted model, not a curated record. NCBI's taxonomy places the organism in Eukaryota, Viridiplantae, Streptophyta, Magnoliopsida, Dioscoreales, Dioscoreaceae. Gene Ontology annotation, biological process: RNA modification. Gene Ontology annotation, molecular function: protein binding; RNA binding; zinc ion binding.